AUGCUCUUCACAGCCGUCAAGGUCGCUGCCUUCUCCGCCCUUGCUGCCCAGGCAAGCGCAAAGACAAUCAGAAUUGAUGUCGGUAAAGAUGGCCUGACAUUUUCUCCUGAUUCGGUUACGGCUGCCAACGGAGACAUGUUGGAGUACCACUUCUACAAACAGCACAGCGUAGCUAUGGGUGACUUUGCAAACGGAUGCAGACCGGCUGCCCAAGGUGGUUUCUUUUCUGGUGUAAUGAGAACUUCGGGUAACGGAGAAAAUGACCAGGUUUUCCAGGUCAUGGUGAAUAACACAAACCCAAUGGCCUUCUACUGUACUGUCGCUAGCCACUGUCAGAACGGCAUGGUCGGCGUCGUCAAUCCAUCAUCCACGGAUUCACUCGACAAGUACACAUCUACGGCGAAGAGCGCCUCCACAAACCAGGCUCCUCCGGCCGUGUUCGGUGGAAGGAUGGCCCAAGGCUCAGCGACAUCGCCGAGCGGAGCUUCAGGCACAGCUUCUGGUGCCCAACCGACAAAAUCGGGAGCUGCUUCGCAUAUGCAGGCUUCUCUUGGGGGCAUCGGUGCCGCUGCUCUCGGAUUCGCUGCCUUCCUCAUGUAA
Messenger RNA from Metarhizium brunneum ARSEF 3297, 600 nucleotides. RefSeq lists its product as uncharacterized. NCBI's taxonomy places the organism in Eukaryota, Fungi, Ascomycota, Sordariomycetes, Hypocreales, Clavicipitaceae. The record is from RefSeq and is a predicted model, not a curated record.